Messenger RNA from Oryza sativa Japonica Group (Japanese rice), 2150 nucleotides. Lineage: Eukaryota; Viridiplantae; Streptophyta; Magnoliopsida; Poales; Poaceae. The record is from RefSeq and is a predicted model, not a curated record.
AUCCCAUCUAAACUCGCUUGAGCUUGAUAUGCCACAGAUCAAGGCUUAGAAGAGAUAGCUAAUUACUCUACGCUAAUUAAUCCAGCAGCUUAGCUUAGCAUAGCUUAUCUAUGGUUUGCCACGUCUUCUCGUCCUUCUCCUCCUCCCUAAUUCGUGUGCUGGAGGCGCCGCUGCUCCUUCCAGCUGCUUCGGCUUCUUCUUCUUCUUCUUCUUCUCCGGCGAGCCGGAGCGGUGGCCGCCGCCGCCGUGCAGCCCACGUCCGCCCUUCGCCGGCGAUCUAUCCCGGCCGCCAAGAACUUGCCUCUCACUCAUCCAUGCUACCCACCGACUUCGACAUCAAGGUGUUGAUUGAGCGGCACGAAGCCCUGACGGACGACGUGCAGGAGAUGCUGCAGCAUCAACGCCGGCGACACCAGAAGACGGCGAGCGGCGGCCGGGAGCGGAUAGCCACCGUCGACCACCUCAGGCGCCUCUGCAUGGACCACUACUUCCAAGACGAGGUCGACGACGCCAUGGACGCCUGCCUGCUCGAGGAGCUCGCCCAUGGCGGCGACCUGCUUGACGCCACCCUCGCCUUCCGCCUCAUGAGAGAAGCUGGCCACCAUGUCUCAGCAGAUGAGGUUCUUGGAAGAUUCACAGAUGAUAAUGGCGAAUUCAGGCUCGAUUACAGAAAGGACAUCAGAGGGUUACUCAGCCUGCAAGACAUAUCACACAUGAACAUUGGACAAGAAGCCUCACUCUGCAAGGCAAAGGAGUUCUCAACCAGGAACCUUGAAUCUGCCAUCAACUACCUCGAGCCAAAUCUUGCAAGAUAUGUGAGGCAGUCGCUGGAUCAUCCCUACCAUGUCAGCCUGAAUCAGUACAAGGCCAGGCACCAUCUCAGCUACCUCCAGACCUUGCCUAUCCGGUGCACUGCCAUGGAGGAGCUCGCACUUGCAGACUUCCAGCUCAACAAGCUACUCCAUCAGAUGGAGAUGCAGGAGAUCAAAAGAUGGUGGAUGGACCUGGGAUUGGCUCAAGAAAUACCAGUUGCCAGGGACCAGGUUCAGAAAUGGUUUGUGUGGAUGAUGACAGCCAUCCAGGGUGCCUCCUUGUCAAGAUGCAGAAUUGAACUCACAAAGAUCGUCUCCUUUGUCUAUAUUGUGGAUGAUAUUUUUGAUCUGGUUGGCACACGUGAGGAGCUCUCCUGCUUCACUCAGGCAAUCAGAAUGUGGGACCUUGCAGCUGCUGAUUCCUUACCUAGCUGCAUGAGAUCAUGCUUCAGGGCUCUACACACAGUUACAAAUGACAUCGCAGAUAUGGUCGAGAGAGAACAUGGAGUAAACCCUAUCAAUCAUCUGAAGAAAGCUUGGGCAAUGCUGUUUGAUGGAUUCAUGACAGAGACAAAAUGGUUGUCUGCUGGCCAGGUUCCUGACUCAGAGGAAUACCUAAGAAAUGGAGUUGUCACCUCAGGAGUGCCACUUGUAUUUGUACACCUGCUGUUCAUGCUAGGGCAUGAUGUGAGCCAAAAUGCAGCAGAGUUUGUUGAUCACAUCCCUCCUGUCAUCUCCUGCCCAGCAAAAAUCUUGAGACUCUGGGAUGACCUGGGCAGUGCCAAGGAUGAGGCACAAGAAGGAUUGGACGGAUCGUACAAGGAGCUAUACCUCAAGGAGAACCCGGGGCUCGCCGCUGGCGAGGCGGAGGAGCACGUGCGGCGGCUGAUCGCGGGCGAGUGGGAGGAGCUCAACCGGGAGUGCUUCUCCGCUAGCCCCAGUAGAUCGUCGCCGGCGACGACCUUCCCCGCCGGCUUCACGCAGGCGGCGCUCAACGCCGCCAGGAUGGUCGGCGUCAUGUAUGGCUACGACGGCGAGCGGCGGCUCCCCGUCCUCGACGACUACGUCAGGAUGCUGCUCUUCUGAAUUCGAUCGAUUGAUUCGACCUGAAUUUUAAUUUCAUCCAUGUAUGAACCUCAUCAUCGUCCAUGCAUAAUGGCGUGUAGAGAUUAAUUGUGGAUUAGGUCUUUGUAAAUAGGAUUAUAGUUAGUUGAGUGAGGGAGAUAGUACUGGUCGAUUUUGUAGUAAAUAAAUAUGAUGAAUUUUUACUCCCUCCAUUAUACAUAUUAUAAGGUGUUUUAGUUUUUUUUUCCUAUGAUAAACUAAUUUCAAAUUGAA